Serpula lacrymans var. lacrymans S7.9 is the source of this 901-nucleotide messenger RNA. RefSeq lists its product as uncharacterized. Gene Ontology annotation, cellular component: RNA polymerase III complex. NCBI's taxonomy places the organism in Eukaryota, Fungi, Basidiomycota, Agaricomycetes, Boletales, Serpulaceae. The coding region runs from base 49 to 717 and encodes 222 amino acids. The record is from RefSeq and is a predicted model, not a curated record. The transcript is spliced from 8 exons. Gene Ontology annotation, biological process: DNA-templated transcription; transcription initiation at RNA polymerase III promoter.
ACAGUCCUCAGUCUACAAUAAUUCUGUCCAUGGACAGCCAGCUAUAGCAUGUUUGUUCUCUCUAUCAUCAAAGAUACCAUCGCCAUCCUACCAGCAAACUUUGGUGUGCUGCCCGAGCAAGCCCUUAUAUCUGAAAUAAACAAAAAGUAUGCAAAUCGCGUGUUGCACGACGUAGGGAUGUGUAUCUGCGUGUUCGAUCUUACAGAGGCCUCGGAAGGAAAAGUGAGAUAUGGAGAUGGCUGUCUAUGGUACAAGGUGAUAUUUCGCAUGGUGGUGUUCCGCCCUUUCGCUUCAGAAGUUAUACUAGCGAAAGUAAAAUCUUCUGAUGAAGACGGGAUAAGAUUGAGUGUAGGAUUUUUCGAUGACAUGUAUAUUCCCUUGUCCUAUCUACCGCAACCAUCUGCUCUUGAUUCGAACGAACGCGCACACUUCUGGCUCCCUGAUUCUGAGGCCACAACUCCUCACGAACUUCUCGAAUCUAUCACUACCGACCGAAUGUACAUUGAUCAGGGUGAAAUCGUGCGUGUACGGGUCGAGGCGGACGAAUUUUACGACGACGAGCCUGGUCCACCAAAAGCUUCUGAAGGUGUAGCCGUGAAAAGAGAAGUACGCAGAGCACCAUACAGUGUUAUUUGCUCGAUCGCAGAGCAGGGCUUGGGACCGAUUCCGUGGUGGAAAGCAGCACAGGUGGAUGAAGAAUUGAUGGAAGAAGGAUGACACGGCGGGCGGGAUAAUCUAAUCUCAGUCUCAAAGUAUUAUUGCUAUUGUUGUCUGUAUCAGGAAUUGAUAGAUGCGUAUGGAUUUAUGGCUUUCUUGAGACACAAAAGCCCAAGGGUAGCGAACGUAUCACUCAUCGCAGUAAAUUAAAUAACGCUUGGAUGAAUUAUAAUGAUUUAACAUU